This is a messenger RNA of Aureobasidium melanogenum CBS 110374, 2892 nucleotides long. RefSeq names its product WD40 repeat-like protein. The transcript has 3 exons. NCBI's taxonomy places the organism in Eukaryota, Fungi, Ascomycota, Dothideomycetes, Dothideales, Saccotheciaceae. Gene Ontology annotation, cellular component: mitotic spindle. Gene Ontology annotation, molecular function: protein binding. The record is from RefSeq and is a predicted model, not a curated record. Gene Ontology annotation, biological process: mitotic spindle organization; regulation of mitotic cell cycle. The annotation marks the transcript as partial.
GACAGAAUGAGCAUCACUCCUCGAGGACAACGCCAUGUCACUCCACAAAUAGGUGUAGCAACCAACAGUCCUUUUGCUCGAUCAAACACCAUUUCUGCCUCGAGUGGGCCUCGUUCACCAAUCAAGCCCACCGGCCGCGAACGUCAAGAGCUAGGUCUGCGUCUUGAACGCGUCAUUGGCACCACAUGUCAGACUGUCUUCUGCUUCGACCAUCUGCCUGAAACAAAAAGGUUUGCCUAUACCGCAGGCGCCGCUGCUGUUGUCGCCUCUGUACACCCUGAUGGUUCCAUAUCACAACGCUUCUUCAGAGCCAACCCGUCACACCCUCAACAGAGGUCCAAUCUUCCACCUGCCAUAUCUGCCUCACCCGCCGACUCGAGGCUUCGUUCUCCGCUGCCUCCAACAGACCGUUCCGAAUGGAGUGAUUCUCCCGCAGGAACUAAGAGCAGUGCUGUCCGCGAACGUGUAAAGGCUGCCACUGCAGUAAGCUUCAGUCCGAACGGCCGUUUGCUUGCCGUCGGCGAGACUGGCUACAAACCUCGAGUUCUGGUUUUCUCGCUCGCUGACAAGUCGUCCGCCGAUUCACCUGUAUCCUCCAUAUGCGAGCAUACUUUUGGCGUCCAAUCCGUGAGUUUUGGCCCGGACUCUCGCUACCUUGCAUCCCUUGGUACCGUGAAUGACGGCUUCUUGUACAUUUGGAGUAUCGAUGAAAGAGGAGGCACACCCACCCUGAUUGCUGCAAAUAAAUGUACAACAAGCGUGCGCCAUAUGACCUGGAUGGGCUGCAACCUGGUCACGGUAGGAUUACGAUUCAUCAAGGUCUGGAGACCAAAUGACCUUCCAGCUAGCGUCAAUGAGAACUCGGAACGAGGCUAUGGCUUAUAUAAUCGUCAACACAAGCCGCUGGCUGGCCGAAACACUCUGCUAGGUGAUCUGCUCGACGCAACCUUCACAUGCGUGGCAUCAUUCUCCGAGACCAAGGCCAUUGUCUGCACUGAUGGCGGAGAUGUGUGUAUUCUUGACGAUGAGGAUAAAGCUCAGCGACUCAUCAGGGUCACCAACGUCGAUUUCAGUAUUACAGCUGCGUGCCUCGGGCCUGAUAAUAAGGUUGUCGUCACAGGGCUAGAUGGUAGUAUUGAGGUUCUGGAUCUUGUCGACCUCACCAGAACAUUCAUCUCACCGAACACGCCGCCAGGGUCUAAAGCAUCCUCAAAGCCGUCAACUUCGGGCUUUGUCGCUGCCGGGUCUGUUGGAAAUUCCAUAGUGACUGUGGACAAUAGCCAUGGCAUUCAACUACGAGACAUCUCGCCAAAAUCUCGAGACGACACUCCUGACCAUGCAGUACUACAGAAGCUCCCAGCACAUUCAGAUGCAGUUCUCGGAGUCCGCGCUGUUGCGGCGCCGAACGAGCAGGACAUUGCGUUCAUCAGUUGGUCUGCAAAUGGCUCCGUUAUCUUCUGGUCGUCUGAGUGCGAGGCGAAGGCAAUGAUAUCGGUCUCGAUGGAUCAGUCUGUUGAUAUGUACAAUGUCGUCAACGAACUCAAGACAGUUGUGGCGUUCUCAAAUGUUUCUCACGCAGUAUCUGGAGACAAGUACGGCGUGUUGAGAAUCUCAAAUGUCAAUACCGGAGAAGAUGUCUCGCGGGUGAGAGCUCACGCAGGAGAGGUCACCGACAUUGCGAUUCACGAAGAUGCAACAUACACGCUCAUAGCUUCAAGCAGCCGGGACCGUACGAUUCAAUUAUUGACAUGGAACUCAGGGCAGCUGGACCUUUUGCAGACGCUGGACGAGCACGCAGGAUCAGUGACGUGUGUUCUAUUUGCUAAGAAAGGCGAACAGUUACUGUCAUGCUCGGCGGACAGGUCUAUAGUGGUUCGAGAGGCCGCAAGACAACAAGGGACUGGUCCUCCCCUUUUCAUCAUCACCAGGACAAUUACGCUCAAGAGCUCACCCACUUGUCUGAGGAUGUCUCUGUUUGCCGACACUCUUCUUGUCUCUGCAACUGAUCGCACGAUCCAGCUCGUCAGCACGAGGACUGGUCGCGUCAUCUCCUGUUUCAAGGCUGGUGACACGGAUGGCGGAGAUGCCGUUAUCAUGUCGAGUCUGGUUCAUCUACCCUCGACUGCAGGAUCACCGAUUGUCGCAGGUGUAGCAGGGAGUGACAAAUCUGUGCGCAUGUAUACAGAAGACGGCACCCUACUCGCGCGAGAUUGGGGCCAUACAGAAGGGGUCACUGACAUUGCGCUACUCAAGUCACACGCAGCGCCUGACGAUCUGGCAGCGAUGAAACUCGUAACUGUCGCUGCGGAUGGUACGAUAUUUAUAUGGGCGACAGUGCCUGAAAGACCCCGAUCAAGGGAGUCUUCAGAUGCAGCCCCAUCGUUCGCAAGCACCGCUCCCGGCAUCGUCUCUGCCGAACAGCCUUUACGAAAAGUCAUCUCUCACAGCGAGCUUGCUAGAUUCCAACGAGCCAGGUCCAGCGAAACAGAACAUUCAGACGCUACAGGUGCAACAGCGAGCACAGGACUGAAGAAGAAACCUAGCAGGUUGAGCAUCCGCCCACCGCCACCACCGCUAAGGUUAGAGCCUUCGCCGCUGGGGACUAUGCGCAAUGGUCUAACGGUCAGAAAUAGACAACGAAGUCCAAGUCCAAGUCCUACGCCGCCUAGUCCCAGUCCGAGAUUACCGCCUAAAAAAGGGAGUAAAGAUAGCAAGACAGACUCUAGCACAACUGGUUUUGGUAGUAUUGCGGCAUCGACGGAACAGCUUUCACGGAUGUUGCGCGCAUACAGACAGAAAUUGGAAGGCAACUGCACUGGCUUGACAGGCGAGAAGCUCAGAGAAUUGCAAAAAGAGCUAGAGAAAACAACUCAGAUGGUUCAACAGAAGUUG